Heterobasidion irregulare TC 32-1 is the source of this 1560-nucleotide messenger RNA. It is a transcript of the gene hal5, whose product is annotated as putative halogenase. The coding region runs from base 1 to 1560 and encodes 519 amino acids. Gene Ontology annotation, molecular function: FAD binding; catalytic activity. The record is from RefSeq and is a predicted model, not a curated record. The transcript has 10 exons. NCBI's taxonomy places the organism in Eukaryota, Fungi, Basidiomycota, Agaricomycetes, Russulales, Bondarzewiaceae.
AUGAGUAAAGUGCCAGAGAGAGCGACCGUCGUGGUAAUUGGCGGGGGGCCAGGAGGGAGCUAUUCGGCUACGUUACUUGCGCGUGAGGGAGUCGACGUUGUCCUCCUCGAAGCGGUUAAGCAUCCUAGGGAACAUGUCGGUGAAAGUAUGCUGCCGUCCAUGAGGCACUAUCUAAGAUUCAUUGACCUGGAAGACGAAUUCGACGCUCGAGGAUUCAUGCACAAGCCUGGGGCAGCGUUCAAGUUUGUGCACGGUAUGGGAGAAUGCUAUACGGAUUUCUCCAUUCUUGGCCCAAGCAGGACGACUUGGAACGUUGUGGGUAGUCUGUAUUCUAAUAAUGGUCUUGUCUCACACUUCAUUGCUGUUGGAGUCAAAGUUUAUGAGGAGACUCGCGUGGAGUCGAUCGGGUUUGAAAGCGAUAGAGAUCCAUCUACCGCACGUCCAAUUUUGAUCAACUGGAAGAAUAAAGCCGGAGAUAGUGGCGUGAUCAAGUUUGAUUGGCUUAUUGAUGCAUCUGGACGCCAGGGGAUUAUGUCUACCAGAUAUUUGAAGAACAGGAUCUAUCGUGAAGGCUUGCGAAAUGUUGCUGCAUACGGGUAUUGGAAGGAUGUGUCGGUUUUCGAUCGAGGGGGUCCUCGAUCGAACGCACCUUGGUUCGAGUGCCUCACAGACAAGCAAGGCUGGGCUUGGUUGAUACCUCUCCAUGACGGGACAACGUCUAUUGGUUUGGUAAUGCACCAAGAUAAUUCGAACAGAAAGAAGUCCGAGAAUGCAGGGGGGCUUGAAGAGCAUUAUCUUGAACAACUCAAGCUGGCCCCCGGGGUGCAAGGUUUAAUUGGAGAGAGGGGAUCCUACGUUAAGAGCAGUGUGAAGAGUACUGCCGACUAUAGCUAUCAUGCAGGCUGCUACUCCGGCGAUCACUUUCGUCUCGUUGGGGAUGCUGCUGCUUUUGUUGACCCUCUCUUCUCUUCCGGAGUUCACGUUGCGAUGACUGGAGCCCUAUCCGCUGCCAGUACUAUCCUUGGUUCGAUGAAGGGUCAAGUCACGGAGAUAGAAGGGCAGAACUGGCACGACGCGAAGAUCGGCAUAUGCCAAACACGUUUCCUCAUGAUAGUUCUCAGUGCCUAUCGGCAGAUGCAACAUCAAGGGAACGAGGCUGUUCUCGAAGAUAUGAACGCUGACAAUUUUGAGGCCGCUUUUGCUCUUUUCAGGCCAAUCUACCAGGGAGAACAUGACACUUCCGUAAAGCUGACGAACGAUUCAUUCUCGAAAAUGAUCGAUUUCACUAGGAACCUCUUCACCCCAACUACGCAUCAGCAAUACGCCGAAGUGAACAAACGUGUUGGUGGCCUGUUAGAUUUAUCAGGUCCUGUUAUGGGCCCGGAUGAUCUGGACAAGGUGCUUGAUACCGAAGACAGUGAUGCUAAAGCGGUCUUGAAGAGGAUCAACUCGCUCAAGAUCUUGAGGAACGACACUAGUCCCGAGAGCUUUACGUCAGAUGCGGUGAAUGGUUAUGUAGUACGGCUGGAAAGGGGCCACCUCGGGUUAGUGAAGACGUGA